This is a messenger RNA of Xylaria bambusicola, 3048 nucleotides long. RefSeq lists its product as uncharacterized. The coding region runs from base 319 to 2718 and encodes 799 amino acids. The record is from RefSeq and is a predicted model, not a curated record. The transcript is spliced from 4 exons. Gene Ontology annotation, molecular function: carboxypeptidase activity. NCBI's taxonomy places the organism in Eukaryota, Fungi, Ascomycota, Sordariomycetes, Xylariales, Xylariaceae.
CUAUGUGAAGUUCCAUGUCUAUCUUGAACUCUCGGUCUAUAUCGGGGUUAAGUGGGGCGAACCGGCUGCCUAGAAAGGGAAUACUCCGCGAGCCGUCCCCGUACUUCGGAAAUAGGCGGGAAUAGGCGGGAUGCUAGCCACAAUGACGUGCGAAGAUAACAAGGUGGCGCACCUCUCAGCUUCGACCAACUCGCCAACCAAUCGGUACGUACCUACAGGUACCGAGGUAUUGUAGCCUGCCUAUCUCCUACCGACAACAACACAGCACCGUAUCUUUGAACGUACACAUAUCAUGCCAUCUCCCAUGGUUCCUUUGUGAUGGGCGACAAAAUUACAAUGGCCAGCGAGCGAACGCCGUUGAUUACCACGGUCGUGGUUGGCACUCCGCGUCAGCGCUAUCCGCAUCAGACGCUGCGCCGUUUCUGUACCAUCGCCCUGGGCUCAUCCUUGGUCGCCUUGUUGAUUACCUUUCUUGUCACCGUAGUCAGUGCACCGUCCUCUAGCCACCAUCACCCAUGGCCGGGGCAUGGGCACAAGCACAAGCAUCUUCCUUAUGAGAAGCUUCAAGCCAUACUGUUAGAAACCCCAAGUGCCGACCGCGCCUCGGAAUGGAGCAAGUACUAUACAUCUGGCGCACAUUUGGCCGGUCAAAACCUCUCACAGGCUGAAUGGACUAGAGACCGUUGGGAGCAAUGGGGUGUGAAGUCUGAGAUCGUUGCCUAUGACACCUACAUCAACUACCCCUUAGAUCAUCGGCUGGCCAUGCUUGAGAAGCAAACUGCUAGCAACGAUCAUAAAUCAGACGCCUGGGAGGUGAAGUUUGAGGCUACUCUAACUGAAGAUGCCCUGGAGGACGACCCUACUACCCAGCUGAAGAACAGCAUCCCUACCUUCCAUGGCUAUUCCGCCAGUGGCAACGUUACUGGCUCAUUCGUAUAUGUGAAUUAUGGUACUUACUGGGAUUUCGAGGAUCUUCUGCGUGCCAAUGUCAGCCUAGAAGGCAAGAUCGCCAUUGCCCGAUAUGGAGGAAUCUUUCGCGGUCUGAAGUUGAAGAGAGCCGAAGAAUUAGGCAUGAUUGGCUGCGUCUUGUAUAGCGACCCUGGCGACGAUGGUGAUAUAACGGAAGAGAAGGGACACAAGACUUAUCCCGACGGCCCUGCCCGUAAUCCCAGUAGUGUGCAGCGCGGCAGCGUGCAAUACCUGAGUAUAGGGCCGGGUGACCCGACGACACCUGGCUACCCCAGCAAGCCUGGUGCGCCCCGUCAGCCGGUUGACGGUGUGCUCACUAGUAUCCCUUCGUUACCAAUUUCCUAUGCAGAGGCCUUGCCUAUCCUGAAGGCGCUAAACGGACACGGCCCGCAAGCCAAAAACCUCAAUGAAUACUGGACUAGGAAUACCGGUCUCGGGUAUAAGGGUAUCGAUUACAACAUCGGCCCUUCGCCAGACAAUCUGGUUCUAAACCUCGUCAAUGAGCAGAACUAUACCAUCACCCCAUUGUGGGACGUUAUUGGUAUCAUCAAUGGUACUAUCCCAGACGAAGUUGUAGUCGUCGGGAAUCAUCGUGAUGCCUGGAUCAUUGGGGGCGCGGGUGAUCCGAACUCUGGCUCCGCAGUGCUUAACGAGGUGAUCCGCAGUUUCGGUGAAGCGUUAGAGCAGGGCUGGAAGCCUUUGCGAACCAUCGUCUUCGCCAGCUGGGACGGCGAGGAAUAUGGCCUUGUCGGAUCGACGGAAUGGGUGGAAGAAUAUCUUCCCUGGGUUUCGGCGGCCAAUGUGGCUUACAUCAACGUCGACGUUGGUGUUCGAAGUCCGACCUUCUCAGCGUCGGCCGCACCACUGCUACACAGUUUACUGUAUGAGGUGACGGCUCUCGUCCCAUCUCCUAAUCAAACUAUUGAAGGCCAGACUGUUCGAGAUUUAUGGAAUGGACACAUUAGUACUAUGGGUAGUGGAAGCGAUUUUACUGCUUUCCAGGACUAUGCCGGCGUUCCUUCUCUGGAUAUGGGCUUUGGUGGUCCUGAUGAGAAGGCGCCCGUCUACCAUUACCACAGCAACUAUGACAGUUAUUGGUGGCAGAGCGUGUAUGGAGAUCCUGGUUUCCUUUAUCAUAAGGCAAUGGCCCAAGUACUUGGGCUCACAGUUGCCAAACUCGCUGACACGCCACUUCUUGCACUAAACGCCACCGCAUAUGCUGUUGCACUCGACGAAUACGUGGAGAAAAUCGAGUCAAAGCUUACAAGCUCAGAUACCAAGCCAUCUACAGCAGCCGAAAUUUUCGAGUUCAGGGCGCGAGGAGCCAAGAAGGAACUAGUGGGCGACCGAGACGCUUUCCAACGGUCUCUAAAUCGGUUACAUGAAACUAUUGGCGAGAUGAAGUCUGCAGCUGUGAAGCUCGAUGAAAAGGCCUCGAAGCUAGCUAAACAAGCAGAGCAGCAUAUUCCUUGGUGGCAUUGGGUCAAGAAACUCAAACUUUUUCAUCACAUUCGAUCGGUGAACACGAAAUACAAGAACAUAGAGCGCGCUUUCUUGUAUCCUGGGGGCCUAGAUGGCCGUUCCUGGUUCAAGCACGUCGUAUUUGCGCCAGGUAUUUGGACUGGAUAUGCCGGAGCUGUAUUUCCUGGUCUUGUUGAGAGUAUGGACAACAAUGACUUUACAAAUGCAAUGAAAUGGGUUGGAAUCAUUGACAGUUGCAUUCAACGGGCAACGGAGACGAUACAUUAGAAAGAAUAGACUAUCUAGCAGGGAACUAGAGAUCAUGCAAGAUGUUGUAUAGCAGGCCUUGUACGCUUCUCGUCAAUGAUGUUAUCAUUUUUAUACCCAGAUAUGAUUGAGAUAUCAGCCUACAGUAUGAAGAUUGAAGCUAGCAUCACUCCCAUCGGAUAUGUCUGUCAUAUUCUUGACAUAUAGUUCCAAUUGAUAACCGUUUCAAUCACCUACUAGGCACCAAGCCGACCACUAUCUCAGAUGGCGUCGAACCAGAUGAGCUAAAUGUAGGAAAGGUGUUCAUGUUUCCAAAUAGGCCAUUUCCUGCACCGAUAUGCGUCUCCACUU